AUUCGUUAAAAAUAUCAGCGUCGGUUAAUUGACAGCCAAAUUGUUAGCGGUUAUUUAUUUAUUUAAUUUUGUAUUUAUUUCAAGUUAUUUUUAAAAAUUAAUGUAAACAAAGGUUAGAAAUGAAUUGCAAUCCAUGUCGAAAUGAAGCUGCAGUUGAUGAAAUAUGUCCGAAGAAAGUAGAUGUUCUGAAUAAAACGAACAAGUCACAAUUGUCACCAUUAUCCUCGCCGAAGCAACUUGUUCAACAAGAUCCUUUGAGAUUUGUUAGUGGAGAAAAGAAGAAAUCAAGACGAUGGCGGUGUAAGGCACUGAAGGAGAAAAAAUAUGGAAGCGAUCAAAGCAAGGUUGUCGGGACACCGAGUUUAGGACAUCCUGUUGGGGUAGCCGUUGCGACUUUCAAUAUCAGCGAUUUUUUAGAAAAUGGAUGCCAAGAAGGAGAACCCAUUCAAAAUAGCAGAAAAGUCUUAUUGCUUCAAGGAUACGCAACGUGCCUCAUUGCUUUUGGUGAGACAUAUAUAGACCCCGAGGAAGAAUGGAAUGAACAUGUUUUGAAUCGUAUUCUAAAGGAGGGUAGGUGUCACUUUGAAAAGUCUGUGAAAGGAUUCGAAGGGGAUCUGAAGGAGGUUGAUCAAAUCUCCAAGUGCUUCAGCUUAUGCAGGAAUGGAAUGGAGGUUGGAGUCUCCUUGCCUAUAAUUGUAGGCGUAAUGAAAUGCUCUAGUCCUCGAGUCUACAGCUUUCGAACAGCAAUCUGUAUGUUUAUGCGGAGAUAUAAGUACUGUCUUGUCCGUGUUGAGGACCAUUUCUAUCUGAUCUGGAAGAAAUCCUGUGCAUAUUUCCUCUUUGAUUGUUAUGGAAGGACAGUGAACUGUCAAAGUGAUCCCAAGCGUGGAUAUGCAGCCUUGAUCUGCGUUAGUAAGAUCUAUGAAAUUGACGUGCUACUCACUCACAUGGGCCGAUUGAAGCCGGAAUCCCCGUACACAUUAUACGAAAUAAGGAUGAAACGACUCAUGCCAUGUUGCGAACAGCCUAUGAUUUGUGGUGGUUUGAGUCGCCAACCUCACUUUGAGAUGAUAUCUAACGAUCACGCUAGAAUUCAAGGAACAUAUCAUCUGGCAGCGGAUUGCUUCAAGGAGAGCCGAUAUAAGCAAGGAAUUGCGAUCGGCCUGAUCUCCAUUAUAUACUCCAAAAUCGAUCCUCCUUGUACUUGGGAUGCCCCAAUUGUUGAUAAAAUAUUAGUCAUGGGAGAUCGGUGCUAUAAAACUUGGACGGGUCAUAUUGCAGAAAAGUGUCUGAAUAUCCAAGAUAUUCCCAAAAAAUUUUUGGUGGGACAAUUCCUUGCAGAUAUCCUGAUUUUCCCAAUAGCGGCGUGUGGUAAAUGGAUUAACCUCCCGGACUACCAGGCCUGCGAAAUCACGCAGAAUAUUAAGAACUUUUUCAACAAAUUGAAUUUUUUGAAUAUUUUGGUGCAGAUCGAUCGGCGGACUUAUGCCGUUUGGAAGCGGAACGAUUACUACUAUCUUUUUGAUCCAUAUCCCCGUGACCUCUUGGCCGCAACUAAAAAAGAUGAAAGGAAGAAUGCGACGCUUCAUAUGUUCAAUAAUCUGAGACUAUUAUGCUGCGUACUUACUCAGGAGGUUAUACAGUACUCAACCCCUUGCAUGUUUUAUAUUCAUGUGGUCAAAAUUCUGGGUUUAAGUAAAGUCAAUUUCCAGUCUUUGCCAGAAGAUACAUCUUGUUCCUGUGUAAGUCCAGAAUUCAGUAUGGACAUUGCAGAGACUGCAUCUUUAAAUGAAUCGGUUUACGAUAUCUUUUGUGAAGAAAUGCUAAAAUGCACAAAGGAUGAAUACGACAUUGGUUAUUGUGACUUGGAUGUUCCACCAAUGUCUGAACUUCAGCAAGUUACAGAAAUUGAAGAAACGAAGAGCGAUUUGUCAAUAAUAUCUGAAGAUGAAGGCUUAGGUGAAGAGGGAGAGGAAGGUGAAGAAGGAGAGGAGGAAGAGGAAGAGGAAGAAGAGGGCAGUGGGGAUGAGUCUGGCGAAACUGCAGGGAAAGGGAAGAAGCCGGGUAAGGGUAAGGGUAAAGGUAAAGGCAAAGGCAAAGGGAAAAAGCCAGGCAAAGAAAAAGGAUCAGAUACUGACACUGACGAUGAUGAUGAUGAAGGAAAAGGGAAAGGUAAAGGCAAAGGAAAGGACAAGUCUAGUAAAGGUAAGCCUGGGAAGGAUAAGAGCAAAGGUAAAGAUAAAGGAAAGGGAAAAGGAAAAGGCAAGGGGAAAGGCUCGGACGAAUCCAGUGAUGAAGAAGAAAGACCCGGCAAAGAUAAAAACAAGGGCAAAGGCAAAGACAAAGGCAAAGGCAAAGACAAGGGUAAGGGUAAGGGCAAGGACAAAGGCUCGGAGGAAUCCGGUGACGAAGAAGGAAAGCCCGGGAAAGGGAAAGACAAUGGCAAAGACAAAGGCAAGGGCAAGGAUAAGGGUAAAGACAAGGAUAAAGUCAAAGGGAAAGAUAAGGAUAAAAACAAAGGCAAGGAAAAAGGGAAGGAUAAAGACAAAGACAAAAGCAAGGGGAAAGAUAAGGGCAAAGGCAAAGAUAAGGACAAAAGUAAAGGAAAACCGGGUGAAACUGAAGAUACUGACGAAUCAUCCUCAGAAGCAAGUUCUACUACAGAAAAAGGUAGUAGUGAUAAUUUUAUUGAUUCAACUUCAGGUGUAGAAAUACAGGGAUCCAGUGAAGAUAAGGGAGGUGCAAGCGAAGAGCCAGGAUGUCUUCCAAACAGCUAUCCGGGUUAUAUGCAUAUACCUCAAAACCUGGCAGUUGUGGGAUCUGAAGCCGGAACAUAUCAAAGUUUAUGUCAAUUAAUUAGGUCCGGAUUCCAAGUGACCGAUCGUAUUCUUACAAUGACCCCGUGGGGAAAAUAUGUUGUAUUCAGAAAUAAGGCCAGUUACCUUCUUUAUGAUGGUUGCACAUGUAAUCCAUGCCGUUUUCGGCAUAUCGAUUUGAGUUUAGGCACUGCUGGCCUUUUAUGUUUUAACUCUAUGCAUGGCUUGAUAAUGGAAAUAUUGAAAGGUAAAAAUCGGCCAACUCCCGAACAGGUGAAGAUAUUAAAUGUAGAUGAUAUUUGUAAUCAAUAUGCUUGAUUAUUGUUAUGAAAAAUAAGCGGUUCUUUUUUCAAAAAUGUGAAUGGUCAAUAAAUUAUAUAAAUGAAGAA
Hermetia illucens (black soldier fly) is the source of this 3205-nucleotide messenger RNA. RefSeq lists its product as uncharacterized. NCBI's taxonomy places the organism in Eukaryota, Metazoa, Arthropoda, Insecta, Diptera, Stratiomyidae. The coding region runs from base 120 to 3134 and encodes 1004 amino acids. The transcript has 3 exons. The record is from RefSeq and is a predicted model, not a curated record.